GGGUAGGUUAGAAGAACAGAGAAUGGCAGACCUACCUGCUGAUCGCUUGAGCACUGAUUCUCCAUUUACUUAUGUAGGUCUAGAUGUGUUUGGUCCAUGGUCUGUCAUUACAAGAAGAACACGAGGAGGACAAAGUAAUAGUAAGCGCUGGGCAGUCAUCUUUACAUGUAUGAGUACACAAGCCAUUCACAUUGAAAUUGCUGAAUCACUGGAUGCAUCUAGCUUUAUCAAUGCCCUUAGACGAUUCUUCGCAAUCAGAGGACCUGUGAAACAACUGAGGUCCGAUUGUGGGACAAAUUUCAUAGGGGCCUGCAAAGAAUUACAGGCUGGUUCUAAGCAUGCCAACAAACCUGUGGAAAACUACCUCUCCGAGCAAGGUUGUACCUGGUUGUUCAAUCCGCCACAUUCCUCACACAUGGGAGGUAGUUGGGAGAGAAUGAUUGGAGUAUCUCGUCGUAUUCUAGACGGCAUGUUUCUCAAACUCGGACCUGUAAAACUUACUCACGAAGUUUUAACAACCUUUAUAGCCGAAGUUACUGCAAUAGUGAACUCAAGACCAUUAAAUUCUGUUUCCUCAGAUCCACAGCAACCUCUUAUUCUCACUCCUGCUAUGCUCCUUACGCAAAAGAUUGGAGUACAUACUGUACCUCCAGGUCAGAUUGACGAAAAUGACCUCUAUAAACGACAGUGGCGACAAGUCCAGCAUUUUGCCAACGAAUUCUGGAAAAGGUGGAGGAGUGAGUAUAUCUGUGGUCUCCAAAAAAGACGAAAGUGGACAGAGGAGAAAACAAAUGUGCAAGAAGGAGAUAUUGUUUUGCUGAAGGACAAUUAA
Tachysurus fulvidraco (yellow catfish) is the source of this 832-nucleotide messenger RNA. RefSeq lists its product as uncharacterized. Gene Ontology annotation, biological process: DNA integration. The transcript has a single exon. The coding region runs from base 23 to 832 and encodes 269 amino acids. The record is from RefSeq and is a predicted model, not a curated record. Gene Ontology annotation, molecular function: nucleic acid binding. NCBI's taxonomy places the organism in Eukaryota, Metazoa, Chordata, Actinopteri, Siluriformes, Bagridae.